UCUUCGCCCCGGAAACGUCCCUCAUUUCAUUUCACACAUUCCGUUGCCCUUAUCUCUCUCUCUCUUUGUGAUUCGUGCUUUGUAGGGUUGUGGUUAGAUCGUUGUCGCAGAGGGUAAGGUUAGGGUUUGGUUCCUUUUCCCCUCUUUUUGCCCUUUCGAGAAUGAUGCAACCGGCGCCCGUCCCUCCUCCGAUGGCGUCGCCGGCGAUGGACCCUAACCAUCAGCAGCAGCAACCGCAGCCGCAACAGCCGCAGCAGUGGAUGGUCAUGCCUCCUCCACCGCCACCCCCUCCUCUUGCCGCUCCUUCUGGACACCCCCUUCAGCACCCUCCUCAUCCCCAACAGCCUCCUUUCCCACCGUCUCAGGUGCCUCCCCCCAUGUGGAACCAGCAAGCCAUGCCUCCACCGCCGCCCCCGCCGCAGCAGAUGGCGCCGCCGCAGAUGCAGCCCCAGCCUCAGUACCCUCUUCAGCCACAGCAGCAGCAGCAACAGCCGCAGCAGCAGCAACCCAUUAGCGCCGAUGAGAUUCGAACGCUUUGGGUCGGCGAUUUACAGUAUUGGAUGGAUGAGGGAUACCUCCAUGGUUGUUUUGCUCACACUGGCGAGGUUGUCUCCGUGAAAAUCAUACGGAACAAACAAACUGGGCAAUCAGAAGGCUAUGGGUUUAUUGAGUUUGUCACACGUGCAGCUGCUGAAAGAAUUUUGCAGACAUACAAUGGAACAAUGAUGCCUAAUGUUGAACAAGCAUUUCGGCUGAACUGGGCAUCAUUCGGUGUAGGUGAAAAGCGCCCAGAUACUGGUCCAGAGUUCACCAUUUUUGUUGGGGACUUGGCAUCAGAUGUGAGUGAUUACGUCCUUCAAGAGACUUUUAGAAGCCAUUACACAUCUGUCAAGGGUGCAAAAGUGGUCACAGAUAGGGUCACUGGCCGCUCCAAAGGUUAUGGAUUUGUUAGAUUUGGUGAUGAAAAAGAACAAGUGCGUGCUAUGACUGAGAUGAAUGGCGUGUUCUGUUCCACAAGGCCCAUGAGGAUUGGUCCUGCAACGACAAAGAAGACUGUGGGUAGCCAGCAGCAGUAUCCUACAAAAGCUUCAUAUCAGUCUAAUCCUCAAUCCACAGAGUCUGAGAAUGACCCGAAUAAUACUACCAUAUUUGUAGGUGGUUUGGAUCCAAAUGUCAGUGAUGAUGUUUUGAGACAAGUAUUUGGUCAAUUUGGGGAGCUAGUCCACGUAAAAAUUCCGGUGGGCAAGCGCUGUGGAUUUGUGCAGUUUGCAAAUAGGCCAUGCGCAGAGGAGGCUUUGCUAAUGCUGAAUGGUACUCAACUGGGUCAGCAAGCAAUUCGACUUUCUUGGGGUCGUAGUCCUUCAAACAAACAGGACUCGUCUGCUGAAUGGAUACAGCCACAGGCUGAUCAAAAUCAAUGGAAUGGUGGAUAUUAUGGAUAUCCACAGGGCUAUGAAGCUUAUGGAUACGCUCCACCUCCACAAGAUCCAAACAUGUAUGGAUAUGGUGGCUACCCUGGUUAUGCAAAUUAUCCCCAGCAACAGUGAGUCUAGGAGGUGAUUUCUGCUCUCCAGUUUGUAUUCGCUUAGAUGCAGAGUUCACUGUGAUGGAGCUUGGAUUUUGUUUGUUGGGGGCAUCGCCUUUCCUGCUUGAAGCCAGACGAGUUUUUCAUGGUUUCUUUUUGUUUAUUAUUAGUUGGAUCUGACAGCGCUUAGUUUUUAUGAUCUGUAUGUACUACAUGACGUGUUCCCUUUGCAGUGGUUUGGAUACUAUGCUUUUCUAUAUAAUAUGAUAUCUAUGCUUGAUUUC
Messenger RNA from Nymphaea colorata (pocket water lily), 1809 nucleotides. RefSeq names its product polyadenylate-binding protein RBP45-like. The record is from RefSeq and is a predicted model, not a curated record. Gene Ontology annotation, cellular component: cytosol. Bases 162 to 1547 code for a protein of 461 amino acids. NCBI's taxonomy places the organism in Eukaryota, Viridiplantae, Streptophyta, Magnoliopsida, Nymphaeales, Nymphaeaceae. Gene Ontology annotation, molecular function: mRNA binding. The transcript is spliced from 7 exons.